Coccidioides posadasii C735 delta SOWgp is the source of this 1446-nucleotide messenger RNA. It is a transcript of the gene PPX1, whose product is annotated as Exopolyphosphatase. NCBI's taxonomy places the organism in Eukaryota, Fungi, Ascomycota, Eurotiomycetes, Onygenales, Onygenaceae. Gene Ontology annotation, cellular component: cytoplasm. The record is from RefSeq and is a predicted model, not a curated record. Gene Ontology annotation, molecular function: exopolyphosphatase activity.
AUGUCUGCGGAUCCUCAAUCUUCCAUGAGCUUGCUUCGGUUUCUUAAGCAGGCUUCUCACUAUGCCUUGUCGCAGACUCGACAAAAUCAGGUAACAUACGUCCUUGGGAACCCUUCGGCAGACCUAGACUCGAUCAUCUCCGCCAUUUUAUUUUCAUAUUUUGCGAGCUCCAGCAAAAUACUUCAGCGAGCAAAUCCAGUUUCUCGCCAGUAUGUUCCCAUCAUCAAUUUACAUGAUGUCCCAUCGGGUAGGGAAGUAGGAAGAUUACGCCCUGAAUUCGUCACGGCAUUGAAACUUUCGACGAAUGAAGGCGAGGAUGGUGAAGGGUUGUUGUUGAAAGAGAAUAUUUUAACUAUUGCCGAUUUGAGACAGCGACUCCACCAUAAUAGAUCAGGGUCUGACGCUCCACGGGACAUGGACGUGUUCAUGGUCGAUUGGAAUGCACUGCCGGUAAUGGCGAGUGGUAUCCGUGGAAUUGAGGGUAUCUCUGCCGCCCAUAAUGAUGAUGAUGAUAAUAUUCGAAUCUCGGUGAAUGGGUGCAUUGACCACCACGACGACGAAAAGUUUGUUUCGCCGGAUGUGGGGAUGCGAUGCAUCCAAACUGGUGUAGGAAGUUGUACGUCUCUCGUCGUUCGUGAGCUACGAUCCCUUGGGCUAUGGAAGGAUACCCCCGUUCCUGCGCAGAAUGAAAUGGUUAAGGAUGCAGCUUCCCCGCCAUUCAACGAUGGGCUGGCCUUAAUAUACGAGUCUCAAGCCGCGAAGCUCGCAUUGGCGGCUAUACUUGCGGAUACAACGAACAUGACGAACAAAGAUAAAGUGUCAGAUGUUGAUCGUGUGGCAGUAUCAUUCCUUGAAAAUAAGAUCAAGCAAACGCAGGACCGCAGUUGGAGUCGUGACGAGUUUUUCCAACAGAUUAUCGAAGCGAAGAAUUCCAGUGUUGAUAGACUAACCAUAGACGAAGUCUUGGGAAGAGAUUACAAGGACUGGAUCGACCAGGUCCCCGCAGCGGGUGGAUCUCCUGGAGAUAUCAAAAUCGGAAUAUGCAGCGUGGUGAAGCCGCUUUCUUGGCUUGUUUCGAAGGCUGAACAAGAGGAUGGAAAGUCCAACUCCUCUCAGCCGUUCUUCGAUGUAUUACACGGUUUUUCCCGGACCCGGAAUCUUGAUGUGGUUGCCAUAAUGACUGCGUACACUCUUCAACCGGAACACAAGUUUAAUCGUGAAUUUCUACUGUGGGUUCUCAACCCGGUACAUUUGCAGGGUCUGGAAAACUUCGAACUGUUGGCAGUGGAUGAGCUUCAGCUGCAAAAGUGCCCGAGUGUUGAUAUACAAACGCAUUCAACCAUGGACCAGGCUUCAAUCCGCAUAUGGAACCAGAUGGAUGUGUCGAAAAGCAGGAAGCAAGUCGCCCCGUUAUUGAGAAAUGUCAUGGCUAGAAAGUUGGAGUAA